AUGGACGAGAAAAUAUACAGGCAGGAGAUAAAAGAUGUACUUGAGAAAAGUGAUCCUCGAGAGGUGGAUCGGAGCUUUAUGGACGAUGCGUUGCAGAGGAUAAGGAGAAGGCGGGAGGUGGUGCCGGAGGAGGUGGCAAGGGCGAUUCUGUUUAUGGCGGACUUUCCGGACAGGGAAUGGAAUCUCUCUGCAAUUGUUGGGGCAAUGAAGAGCAAUCUUGAGGAGAUCAAUUGGAGGGACGUCUACUCAUGCUUCCUUGAUGUGAACUUCAGUAUAUGGACUCUGGAGUCUCUGUAUGUCAUCAUUGAUUGCUGGGUCUAUAUCAGCGGGAUCAUCACUGUUCCGUACGAGAUAUUUUUCAAGAGGUGGAAGAAUGAAAGAGCACAGAUAUACUUUCUGAGGCUUAUUAUCGAGAGCGACGAGAAGAGGACGCAGCUGUACUCGAACGUGUUCUUUACGAGGAUUGUUAGCAUCGAGGAUUCAAGGGGCCACCGGUUCAAGAAUGUGAUGGGGUAUGAGAGCAACUUCAACUGUGUAGAGCUUUUCCAGUGCAUUGGGAUGCUUGGAUCGCUCCCGUUGAUUGAGCUAAUUGCACGGAAGUCGCCUGAAUGGUGUGCAGCGGGGCUUGGGUUUGUGCAGCCAAAGUUUUCCAGGAUUUUUGAGGAGCUCCUGAUGGGCUUUGCAAAGGGGGCGCCGAACAGCUUUGUUUUCCAUGUGCUAUUCAGGAGUCACCCCGAGAUGAUGCUUCAGAAGUCUCUAGUUCUUGCCAAGGAAGGAAUACCGGUGUCCCGCCUCCUCGACAUAUUUCUGGAGCACAAGAUGCUUCCUCUUGUUUCCGAGCUGCUGGACCCGCCUGAGCUUUGCUUUGACAUUAUUGUGCUAAGCUCGAUCAGAGACCACCUGAAUCUCGGGAUCUGGCUGUCGAACAACCUGACGACCCGAAAGGAUGAUUUUGUUAGGUCUCUGGUGCAGUACUUGGAUUCGAAGGUGUCAAAGCACAAGGAGCCUGAAAAGAUGUUUCCGCUGAACAUCGAGAUUAUGGGAACCUUUACGAAGGCUGUGGAGCAAUACAUUAGGAUACUGAAGCCUGAGACUGUUGUGGUGUACAACGAGUUUAAGUCCCGGAUCCCCCACGGACUCCGGGCCCAGAGGAGUAAGGAGAUAAGGAUCGAGGAAGAAGCAAGCAGCUUCAUUUCGCAGAUCAUCAACUCGCAGCGUGGGAUUGAAAGCAGCAUCAACCAGAUCAAGGAAUUUCUCCGAGGAAAUGCAUUAAGCAAGGAACUGGCAUCCCGGAUAUUUUCAGCACUUCUCGAGAACUAUGGGUCGCUGUACAAGCUUCCAAAUUCCGACCUGAUUGCAUUGCUGUACGGCGGGCUGAUCAAGGAGAGGGUGUUCCCCAAGCCAUACUUAAGGAUGGCGAUUGAGUACAUAAAAGGGUCUCUGAAACAUCCUGAGAACGAGCGGGAAUACUCGUUUGGAUUCAGGUGCCUCGAGGUGUUUCUUCCGUCAUAUCCAUCGAUCCUGUCUGAGGUUGAGGAAAUAGAGACAGUCAACAACAUCCUCAUCAAGAAGGAGCUAGUUCUUAUGGAUUCCGAAACUCAUCCUAUGCUGGAGCUGGAAGACAUAGUAAGACUGAUAUUCAAGUGUGAUGCCAGGAACGAGUCGAGGGCUACAGAAGUGAUUAAGUCCCUGGACCUAAGACGCGGAGACGACAUUCACAGGCUCUCGGAAGCCCUGGAGCAAGGCCUUGUAGGCGGGGAGGAAAUAAUAAUGCACAUCAUCCGGAGCACUGCCUUUGAGGAUUGCAGAAGAUUUGUGGAGGUCGUGGAGAGGCUGGGAAAGGACUUCUACCUGAGGUUUUCUCGGAAGUCUCUUGAGUUUCUCAAAAUGUUGCUGGACUACAGAUGCAGGAGUGAGGUAAAGGUUGCCAAAAGUCUGGGGCUUGUUCUUGGGAGAGUGAUGCUUGCCAAAAACAGGAUUGUGACUUCCGAGCAGUUUGACUUCAAGAAGUUUGUUGUGAAGUCUGUUGAGUGCCGGAGGAUUCUAUUUGGAGUGAGCUUUAUAUCAAGCUUCCUGAGGCAGGGGAAAUGUGGGAUUGUAUUUAUUCCAAACAAUCCGUGGGUGAUGAGCAUCCUGGAUCUACUGUCUGAGAUACAUAGCUGCACUCCGAGGGUGGUAAGGGACGAGAUUCAGGGUCUAUUCAGGCAUCUCUCGGUUGAGCUUGUCCCAAAGCCACUCAAGAGUCUCGGGCUCAAGUCCAGGAAGUAUCUUGCGGAGUACAUUAUUGAGGACAGCGAUCUUGUGGUCAGACACGUGAUAUCGCUUGCUUUGGACCUGAGUGUCAGGGAGAUAUGCGGGGCGAUUGUGGAAAAAGCCUGCUCUGUUGCGAUUCAGACUGGAAUGGCGCUCUUUAAAACGAUGAGUGUUGAGAAGGGAAUGGAGUAUGUGCUUUUCAGGAACAUGGUUGUGAAUCUCACAAAGUUUCUAUGCCUAGUCUCUGCACAGGAACCGAUCAAGGCAUGCAUCUCUGGAAAUGUCUCGUAUUUCAUGAAGCUCUGCUCUCUGGACUUUUCCACGGAAAAGGUGUUCAAGAUAGCCAUGGAAAACCAAGAUGUCUGCUGCAGACUUAUCCAGAGGGCCGGGGUUUCGAAGGUCAGCGAGUCGAUCAGCUCGUGCUAUAGCAGCCUGGAGUACAGCAUCGGGAAGGCGAGCCAUGCCAGGCUGUCUCUUCUUGAAGACCCAGGGCACAUUGAGAAGAUAGCGAUUAAGGCGAUUGACAGUAAUGAAUACCAGGAGAUAAAGGCACAUCUGGUGCAGUUAAGCAAGAAGAUACCAUACUCGAAGAAGAAUGUCAUAGCCGAUGAAUGGCACGGACUCCUGAAGGAGGGAAAGGAGGAGGUGUUCAGGAGAAUACUGGAGAGCGUGGAGAGCAGCGAGGACAAGGACGAGGAGUGUAUCCGGCUGUGCAGAUACAUCACAGGGCAUCUCAUAAAAAGCGGCAGCAAGGAGGACUUCCUGUUUAGAUGCAUGGAAAAGAUAUUUAAGAUAUCGUUUAAGACACAGAAGGAAGUGCUGGGCUGGCUUAUUUAUUCGAACGACCCGCGAAAGUUCAGCAUCAGCCUUGUCGGCAAGUUCAUAGAGCACAACUUGAUCAAUGUUGUGGAGUACGACCAAGCCUUAUCAAAGAUCCCGCUUGCUGACGGGAAUCUCGACUUUGUGAUAGCGCUUCUGGCAUCGCUCAUAACGGCCGAGGUCCAGAUAUGCACGGUCUACGACUUCAUCUGCACUCUGGAGAUGCUUGCCGGGCACAGCGACAACCCCAAGGUCUUCGACUUUUUCCAGAAGAUCAGCAAUUUGAUGAUGCACAUUGAAGCAAAAGGAGUGUCUGAGUACGACGAAUAUGUCCGGAACUGCAGAUUCACAACGGUUCCUGAGAUGUUCCUUCCCGAGUUUAUGGAAAGAACGGACUACCCUGCAUCGCUAGACAUCCGAUCUGCAUUCAAGGUGUCCUGGGACCACUUUAUACGGCACCACCGGAUCCCCACUGCAUACUGCUACUUGAAGAUAGAUCCUCUCCCAGGGCUCAUCAAGAACAGGCUCUACGAGUCAAUCAAGGACAGUCUCUUUGUGUUUCUGGAGGCGUACAGAAAAAGGAACUACCUCUUCUUCAAGCUCUAUACAAGAUUCAUUAUCAAGACCCUCGAUGUGAUUGAGGACACCCCCAACAACAGAUCUCUGGUCUACUCGAUACUGGAGGUUCUGUCUCCAUCCAGAGUUCCUGGGUUUACAUCCUGCUUCCUGGAGAUCCUGACCCACAAGUUUGUCUCCGGGUUCUUCGACUCUGAGGAGGGGGUUGUUCUUGUAAUGGAGGCCCUUCGAUGCGGGUUCUAUAGCACAAGGCUUGUGUAUCCAAUCACCCAGAUUAUGCAGUCCUUCAGGAGGAACCCUGUGCAUGCCAGGAUGUACUCUUCGUACUUGACAUAUUGCUGUCCCCAGGAGUAUCCCCACAUAAAGAACUUCAUCAACCAAUUCAGAGACAGGAUUGUGCCUGUGGAAGGGCAGAAUUCUUUCUUCAGGCUCCGAACUGCUCUCCAGAACAGAACAUCUGUGAAGGUGACCGACCUUGGAAUAGGGAAGAACCUCUGGGUGUACCUGAUAGACAACCUCAACGAAAUGGAUGCUGUCUCGUCCACGGUGGUUGAGAGUAUCAAGUUUAUGAUAGAAAGAAAAAUGCAUCUUGAGGAGAUUCUGACGAUGCUCUGGAUCAGGAUGAGGGCAGGGGGGCCGCCAAAGGCACUUGCAGCUUGUUAUGAUGAGAUUUCCUCUUUUGAUUUUUGCCGUGUGUUCCUGAAGUCUCUUGAGAGUCAUGGUUAUAAUAAACUGUAG
Messenger RNA from Encephalitozoon cuniculi GB-M1, 4386 nucleotides. RefSeq lists its product as uncharacterized. Gene Ontology annotation, molecular function: molecular adaptor activity. Bases 1 to 4386 code for a protein of 1461 amino acids. The transcript has a single exon. Lineage: Eukaryota; Fungi; Microsporidia; Unikaryonidae. The record is from RefSeq and is marked provisional. Gene Ontology annotation, cellular component: CCR4-NOT core complex; P-body. Gene Ontology annotation, biological process: nuclear-transcribed mRNA catabolic process, deadenylation-dependent decay.